UUGGAGGGAAAUCUAAAAUCUGAACCCCCACUACAACACAACUUCGUCGAGCUUCGGCAUUUUAAAUAAAGAAAACUUCCAUUCCUUCCCUUUUAAUCGGUCCCCUUUCGAAUUUACGAUUUCUUACAAUAAUAUCAUCUACCUUCGAGCUUGUAAGAAUUAAGGCGCAUCGAAUGCGCCUCGCGCCCAGCUUCGUCACAACUUCCUAAUAUCCAACGCUCCGAAUCCUCGUAUUCAUCGAAGCCCUUCGAGUCUUCCACCUACAUUCCACCACCAUGUCUGUUCUCCCAGCAGAUGCACAUGCAGAGCUUGCACAGCUAUUGUCUGCUUUGCAAUCUACAGACAACAAUGUUCGUUCACAAGCUGAGGAGCACUUGGGCAACAACUGGGUAGCCACCAAACCUGAAAUGUUGUUGAUGGGCUUGGUUGAGCAAAUACACGGUUCCAAUGAUAUAUCUGUAAGAUAUACCACUACUUCUUAGGAUUCCAGGUACAGGAUUAUGUCACUAAUUUCAGGUUCUUUCUAGACCCGGUCAUUUGCUGCCGUUAUAUUCCGUCGUAUAGCUUCCAAGUCGCGCAAGGCAGAUGAUAACAACUCAAUCGAAUUAUUCCUGACUAUCCCGAAGCAAGAAGCAUAUGCUAUUCGACAAAAGCUCAUAGAUGCAUUAGGCCUCGAAAAGUCGAGUCCGGUGAGAAACAAAAUUGGAGACGCGGUUGCCGAAAUAGCUAGAGAAUAUUCCGAUAAUGGUAUGAUCUUUGGGCGCAUGAUACAAGUUCUAAAUGCCUCUCUAACAUUCCACAGGUGAACAAUGGCCAGAGAUAUUGGGCGUUCUCUCUACUCUAAGCUCUUCACAGGAACCCGGACAGAGAGAGAUCGCAUACAGAAUAUUUUCUACAACCCCUGGCAUAAUUGAAAAGCAACAUGAAGAUACAGUACUAUCAGCUUUCAAAAAUGGCUUUCAAGAUGGGGAAACAGAAGUAGGUUCUCUUAAUUGUUGGAUACUAGGGCAACGACUUACCAUAUAACAAGGUCCGCUUGGCAGCCAUGGAAGCAUUCACAUCCUUUUUCUCUAGUCUCACUAAAAAGUCGCAACAAAAAUAUUAUGGCCUUAUCCCAGAAGUUCUGUCGAUCCUACCACCCUUGAAGGAAGCCUUGGACUCGGACAGCCUCAGCACAGCACUUAUUCAACUCAUGAAUCUUGCAGAAGUCGCGCCAAAGAUGUUCAAACCAUUAUUUCACAAUCUAGUCACAUUCUGCAUUCAAACGAUCCAGGACAAGGAGUUGAGCGAUAUAGUUCGCCAAAAUGCCCUCGAACUCAUGGCAACCUUCGCGGAUUAUGCUCCAGCUAUGGUGAAAAAGGAUUCAAGCUUUGUAACAGACAUGAUCACUCAAUGUUUGAGUCUCAUGACUGAUAUUGGUGAGGAUGACGAGGACGCUUCGGAGUGGAAUGCUUCUGAUGAUGUAUGAUUAUCCCCACUCACUUGCAAAACGGCGUACUGACUUGAAUAGAUGGAUCCGGAGGAGAGCGAUUUGAACCAUGUUGCUGGUGAGCAAUGCAUGGACCGCUUAGCAAACAAGCUCGGUGGGACAGUCAUCUUGGCACCUACAUUUAAUUGGCUUCCAAGAAUGAUGCUCUCCGAGGCAUGGAGAGAUAGGCACGCCGCAUUAAUGGCCAUUUCUGCGAUUUCAGAAGGCUGCAGGGACUUGAUGCUUGGGGAACUGCACAAGGUUCUGGAGCUUGUUGUUCCUGCCCUGAGCGAUCCACAUCCACGUGUGCGUUGGGCUGGUUGCAAUGCUCUGGGCCAAAUGAGUACCGAUUUUGCCGGGACUAUGCAGGAGAAGUUUCACGAAACUGUAGUACGCAGCAUCAUCCCAGUCCUCAAGAGCCCGGAGCCUCGUGUCCAAGCUCACGCGGCUGCUGCUCUUGUCAACUUUUGUGAAGAAGCAGAAAAGAAAAUCCUUGAGCCAUAUCUUGAUGAAUUAUUGACUAACUUGUUCGCUCUCCUUCAAAGCCCAAAGAGAUAUGUUCAAGAACAAGCUCUCUCUACUAUCGCCACUAUCGCCGACUCUGCAGAGGCUGCCUUUUCCAAAUACUACGACACCUUAAUGCCCAUACUUUUUAAUGUGUUAAAGGCGGAUUCGACUAAGGAGCUUCGCUUGUUACGGGCAAAGGCAAUGGAAUGUGCUACUCUUAUUGCAUUGGCGGUCGGACGAGAGAGACUGGGCAAUGACGCAACAGAGUUGGUCAAGUUAUUGGCCACAGUUCAACGAGGUAUUGUGGAUGCAGAUGAUCCACAAGCUCAAUAUCUUAUGCACUGCUGGGGACGUAUGUGUAGGGUUAUGGGUAUAGAGUUUCUUGGAUAUCUGGAAUAUGUCAUGCCUCCUCUGUUAGAGUUGGCCAGUGCUAAAGCAGAUAUUCAACUUCUUGAUGAUGAAGAAGAGGUUGAGGCCGUUCAGGCACAAGAGGGCUGGGAGCUUGUUCCACUCAAGGGUAAAGUUAUUGGCAUCAAAACUAGCACUCUUGAUGACAAGCAUAUGGCAAUUGAACUUUUGGUGGUCUACGCUCAGGUUUUGGAAGCUCAUUUCGCCCCUUACGUAGAGGGUGUCAUGGGGCAAAUUGCUUUACCAGGUCUCGCAUUCUUCUUCCAUGAUCCCGUUCGUGUUGUAUCAGCGAAGUGUGUGCCCCAACUACUCAAUUCUUACAAGAAGGCUUACGGUACCGAGUCUGCCGAGCUGAGAAUUCUUUGGGCUGCUACAAUUCCCAAGAUUUUGGAGGUUCUGAGUGCCGAACCAGCUAUUGAUACACUCGCCGAGAUGUAUCAAUGUUUCUACGAAUCGGUGGAGGUGAUGGGUAAGGAUUGCCUUCACCCGUCGCAUAUGGAGCUCUUCAUGGAUUCUGCUAUUUCUGCUUUGGAUGAUUACAAAGAACGUGUCAAGGCUAGAAUAGAGGAACGGGCUGAUGCCAAUCGCGAAGAAGGUGAUGAAGACUCGGAGGAAACGCUCUACGCAAUUGAGGACGAUCAGACUCUCCUUUCCGACAUGAACAAAGCAUUCCAUUGCAUUUUCAAGAACCAUGGUGUCGAUUUCCUGCCCUCGUGGGAGAAACUCCUUACAACUUAUUCGGCUUUCCUUUCAAGCGACGAUCCCACACAAAGACAAUGGGGUUUGUGUAUCAUUGACGACGUUCUCGAGUUCUGCGGUGAUAUGAGUUACAAAUAUAUGGAACCUCUCAUCAGGAACCCGUUGAUUGCUGGAUGUCAAGAUCCUGCACCUGCCAAUCGUCAAGCCGCUACCUAUGGAAUUGGUGUCGCAGCCCACAGGGGUGGUGCACAAUGGACUCAAUUUGUCGGCGAAGCAAUUGGGAUGUUAUUCGCGGCUACUCAAAUUCCUAACGCCAGAGGCGAUGAUGACGUUUACGCUACAGAAAAUGCUUGUGCUGCCAUUGCUAAGAUAUUGCAUUUCAACGCAUCUGGUGUUGCAAAUCAACAAGAAGUCGUCACAGUAUGGAUUGAUACUCUACCCAUUGUAAAUGAUGAAGAGGCAGCUCCAUACGCUUAUCUUUUCCUUGCGCAGCUCAUCGAACAGUAAGUCUAUCUAUAGAACUUGAAAUUGAAAUGGUCUAUCACUAACAUCACUUUAGACAAAACCCAGCAGUUACUUCUCAGCCCGCCAAGGUAUUUGUUUUCGUUGCUCAAGCUCUCGAGGCCGAAACACUACAGGGUCAAACAGCCAACAGAGUGGUUGAAGCUACCAAGAAUCUCCUUGCGGCAGCAAACUUAAAUCCCACACAUCUUCUGGCGCAACUUUCCCCUGAAACUCAAGCAACGGUUCAAGCAUACUUUGGUUGAUCUUCUCCUCGGCUUGAGGUUGAUGUUCGACUUAUAUGGGUGGUUGAAGAUAUGAAAUAAAGUUUUGAUGAUAGAAUGAUACCACAUGAGCACGUAUAUUUUCGGGGUUAUCUUUGGGAUGGUUGGGCUAGCGGGUGGUUCGGAUUUGGCUAGUCAUCAGCAUCACUCGAAGAGUUUCAUGAGUGGAUGACAUAGUAGUAACACAGGGAGCGACUGAAGCUAGCUCUUAUUUUUCUGAGGAGGGAAGUAACAAAGGAAAUGUCCAAACCAUUCCGUGUUUAAAUGGAAAGUAAAGUCUGGAUGCAGAUGGACAAUGAGAGAGCUGAGAGAAGAAAGGAUUUCUGAUAUGAGUGUGUUGAUCCAAAAAGAGGAUUAACGACGAAUUAUAAAGAUAGUUUUCGAGGAACAAAAACUUAUCAAUACUUUAUUAAUGAACUCGUGAUAUAUACCUAGUAGU
Molecule: messenger RNA, 4306 nt
Organism: Sclerotinia trifoliorum
Lineage: Eukaryota; Fungi; Ascomycota; Leotiomycetes; Helotiales; Sclerotiniaceae
Source: the annotation of a GenBank genome assembly